Molecule: messenger RNA, 3733 nt
Organism: Perognathus longimembris pacificus (Pacific pocket mouse)
Lineage: Eukaryota; Metazoa; Chordata; Mammalia; Rodentia; Heteromyidae
Gene: Samd4b
Product: sterile alpha motif domain containing 4B
Exons: 13
Coding region: 323-2407 (694 amino acids)
Biological process (GO): negative regulation of translation; nuclear-transcribed mRNA poly(A) tail shortening; lipid metabolic process
Cellular component (GO): P-body
Molecular function (GO): translation repressor activity; phosphatidylinositol-4,5-bisphosphate phospholipase C activity; protein binding
Source: RefSeq, a predicted model, not a curated record
AGGGAGGGGAGCUUGCGGGCCAGAGAGGGGGCGACGGCAGCGGCGGCGGUGGUCUAAGGAAAACCGGGCGGCGGAGGCGGCGGCGGCGGCAGAGGCCGAGGCCGAGGCCGAGGAGGAGCCUGGAGAGGUGUGGCUGGACCAAGACCUCCCCAGAUGUGAGCACGUCCCCUCCUCCCCUCACCACCUGUUGCCAACACGCCAGGGAACGUCCUCAAGCCCUGGCCCUCAGGGGAAAGAUAACAAGAGCCCAGAGCCGAGACCAUGUGACGGCGCUGGCCCUUGCCACCGCCGUCACCCGCCCCCUGGCCCCAGGCCCGGCACCAUGAUGUUCCGAGACCAGGUGGGCAUCCUCGCUGGCUGGUUCAAGGGCUGGAAUGAAUGUGAGCAGACAGUGGCCCUGCUGUCCCUGCUGAAGCGAGUCACCCGUACCCAAGCCCGCUUCCUGCAGCUCUGCCUGGAGCACUCGCUCGCGGACUGCAGUGACAUCCACCUGCUGGAGUCAGAGGCCAACAGUGCUGCCAUCGUCAGCCAGUGGCAGCAGGAGUCCAAAGAGAAGGUGGUGUCUCUCCUGCUCUCCCACCUGCCUCUGCUUCAGCCUGGCAACACGGAGGCCAAGUCAGAGUACAUGCGGCUGCUGCAGAAAGUGCUGGCCUACUCCAUCGAGAGCAAUGUCUUCAUCGAGGAGAGCCGCCAGCUGCUCUCCUAUGCCCUCAUCCACCCGGCCACCACACUGGAGGACCGCAACGCACUGGCCCUCUGGCUGAGCCACCUGGAAGAGCGGCUGGCUAGUGGCUUCCGCCCCCGACCAGAGCCCACAUACCACUCACGUCAGGGCUCAGAUGAAUGGGGGGGACCUGCAGAGCUGGGCCCAGGAGAGGUAGGGCCAGGUUGGCAGGACAAGCCACCUCGGGAAAAUGGACACGUACCUUUCCACCCAUCCAGUUCCGUGCCGCCAGCCAUCAACAGUAUUGGGAGCAGCGCCAACACAGGUCUCUCCUGCCAAAUCCACCCCAGCCCGCUGAAGCGCUCCAUGUCACUCAUCCCUACAAGCCCCCAGGCCCCUGGUGAGUGGCCGAGUCCGGAGGAGCUUGGGGCCCGGGCUGCUUUCUCCACGCCCGACCACGCCCCCCUCUCGCCCCAGAGCAGCGUGGCCUCCUCUGGCAGUGAGCAGACAGAGGAGCAGGGCUCUAGUCGGAACACUUUCCAAGAGGAUGGCAGCGGCAUGAAAGAUGUGCCCUCAUGGCUCAAGAGCCUUCGCUUGCACAAGUAUGCAGCCCUGUUCUCUCAGAUGAGCUACGAGGAGAUGAUGACCUUGACCGAGCAGCACCUGGAGUCGCAGAAUGUCACCAAAGGGGCCCGUCACAAGAUAGCUCUAAGCAUCCAGAAGCUUCGUGAGAGGCAGAGUGUCCUCAAGUCCCUGGAGAAGGAUGUGCUGGAAGGUGGGAACCUACGGAGCGCUCUGCAGGAGCUGCAGCAGAUCAUCAUCACCCCCAUCAAGGCCUACAGCAUCCUACAGGCCACUGUGGCCACCGCUGCCACCACCCCUACUGCCAAGGAUGGGGGCCACGGAGACCCACUGCUGCCAGGGGUUGAGCCUCCUCUUGCCCACACCGGCACAGACAAGGGCACUGAGGCCAAGGACCUGCCAGCUGCGGACAGCUACCCCCCUCCACCAGCUCCAGCUCCCACCGAUGGCAGUGAGCCAGCCCCUGCUCCUGUCGCCGACGGGGACAUCCCCAGCCAGUUUACACGGGUGAUGGGCAAAGUGUGCACCCAGCUGUUGGUGUCCCGACCAGAUGAGGAAAACAUCACCAGUUACCUCCAGCUCAUCGAAAAGUGCCUGACUCAUGAGGCUUUCACAGAGACGCAGAAGAAACGGCUGCUGUCCUGGAAGCAGCAAGUGCUGAAGCUCCUGCGAACGUUCCCGCGCAAGGCCGCCUUGGACAUGCAGAACUACCGGCAGCAGAAGGGCUGGGCGUUCGGCUCCAACUCGCUCCCCAUAGCUGGCUCUGUGGGGAUGGGGGUGGCCCGACGUACCCAGCGGCAGUUCCCCAUGCCUCCUCGCGCCCUCCCGCCUGGCAGGAUGGGCCUUCUGAGCCCCUCGGGCAUUGGGGGCGUCUCCCCUCGACAUGCCCUCACCAGCCCCAGCCUCGGGGGCCAGGGCCGACAGAACCUGUGGUUUGCCAACCCUGGAGGCAGCAACAGCAUGCCCAGCCAGAGCCGCAGCUCUGUGCAGCGCACCCACUCACUCCCGGUCCACUCAUCACCCCAGGCCAUCCUCAUGUUCCCUCCAGACUGCCCAGUCCCUGGGCCUGACCUGGAGAUCAAUCCCACCCUGGAGUCUCUGUGUCUGAGCAUGACAGAACACGCCUUGGGUGAUGGGACAGACAAAACCUCCACCAUCUGACAGGACCCUCAGCCCAGCGCACCCAUAGGCUCCCUGGGCGGCGGGCGGGGCCAACCCCCAGCCGCCUCCUGGGCAGGGAGAGGGUGGGCUGGCUCAGCUACUCGUUCUAAUAUUUUUCUACUCUCACCCUCUUAACUUUUGUUUAACAUUGGCACACGCCUUGCUCACUCCCAGGCCCGUUGAGAGACUUUGCUGAGGCCGGGGAACAGAGGGGGUGGCCAGGAUAGAGGGGGCAAGGACCAGCCAGACUGCCUGCCCCUCCCCUUCCCUCUCCUUCCCUCCCUUCCCUCCUGCAUUCCAUCCUGCCCAGCCCCACCCCUGCCUCCUCCAGACUGCCGAGUGCUGCCCCUGCAGUGGGGCAGGCUCCCUGAUGAGACUGACUGCCACCUUGUGGAUCUGCUCGGAACCUCACCAUGGGGGAGGGCGAGCCAGCCAGGAAGUCACUAGAGGAGCUGGGGAGAAAAGGAGGGCCAGGAGUAGAGUCUCUCUCUCCUCCCCAAUGCCUUCCCCUCCGACAUUCCCCCCAGGACAGGAGCCGCCUUCUCACCUCUCACCGUGUUUGUCAGAGGUUCUCUACAAUUAAUUUCUUAGGCCUAUUUAAGAUGCAUAUUUAUAUAGUUCUUAAUGGUUUUUCUCUCUGAUCAUUCCCUAUCAUUUUUAGAAUCCCCAGGCCUCUCUCUGAGCCAAGACAGUGGCAGGGGGAGCCUGAACUUUAAGGGGAGAGGGCAGCGCCCCCUCCUCUGGACCCCCUCGCCCUCCUUACUCCCCAGCCCUGGCUCCCAGAUGCGGAGGAUGAAGGUGGGCAGCCAGGCAGCGGGGAGGCUGGAAGUCUGUUGCCUUAAUGUCCCCUUCCCCCACCAACAUGCUGUCUCCGCUCCUGGGUCUGGUGGCAUAGGACUUGGAGGUCAGGAACACAGGAAAGGGGAUUGUUUUUCUGUUUGUUUUUCUCCCUGUCCCCCUUUCUUUCAGCCUCCCCCCCCCCCAUUGUCAUGACCUCAUGUAAGCGGAACACUAUAUCCAAACCCAGAGGUGCAUCCCAGCUGAGUCACACAGACCCUCCAGUCCCAGCUCCUGAGGAGGGCUUGUGCUGGGGCCCAGGUGGAGGGAGGGGGGUGGGGGUUCAGACAGUGGGGAAGCCAAGUCCCCCUAUUUUAACCUCCUCUCCCCUCUCAACCCACCCCCACUCACUGGGACAUUCUCAAGCUUUUCACACCGAAAAGGAAAAAAAUGUUAUUUUUAGAUACAUUUUAUGAAUAACUUUUGUUAUGAAUAUGGCUGGUAACCAUUGUGUAUGUUAUUAAAGAUACAAAAUGUUGGGGAAAAAAA